AUGUGCAACAUUGCUUCGGCACUAUGGAACAAACUUUGGAACUCAAAGAUUUUGGAGCGGCAUAAGGUCCAUUGGUGGAGUAUCCUUUCCAAUGCGCUACCCUUACGAGCCCCUCUUGCUAAGAGAAUGGGUUUUGAGGAGGUUUCCUGCCCUAUUUGUGGAGAGGCUGAGGAGACCACAGAGCACUUGUUCCUGUAUUGCAACUUUGCCUUCCACCUUUGGCGAUCCUCUCCUUGGGGGGUUAUGCCUGUGCUCGAUUCAGGAGCCCGAAUGUGGGACUGGGUUACUUUUCUAUGGAAUCUUAAAUCAAGAGGAGUUGAUACUGAUAAGCUGUUCCUCUACGCCUCAAUUGUGGUAGAUACGAUUUGGAGGGCCCGCAACGACAAGGUACAUAAUAAAUCAAUGGGUAACAUUAAACACUAUAUUGACUCUAUUUUGUCUUGUUACACAGACUAUGGCUCCUGCCUUCUUUCCCCUCCACAGUCUGUUGAGACUCAGGCUUGGUCUCCGCCUCCGGAAGAUUGGAUUAAAAUCAACUGCGAUGUCAAAGUCGGAGGUGAGACUAUGUGUGCAGUGGCGAUUGCGAGAGACCAUAAUGAAUCAGUUUUGUGGGUGGCGGCAAAAAGGUUACAAUUCACUGACCCACUCACUGGAGAAGCUGCGGCCUGUCUUUUAGCCAUGGAGACGGCGGUCUCAUUACAUCAUCCUUUUGUUUUAGUGGAGAGUGAUUCUGAUGUUGUUAUCGAGAACCUAAAAGGGGAUGACUCUAUUUGGGGGAUUGAGAACUAUGUGCGUCAUUGCAAACUCCUCUCUACUUUUAUGACUAAUUGUAAUUUUUCUUAUAUAACUAGAAACUGUAACUACGCGGCCCAUAAUGUGGCUAAAUGGGCAUUUGCCCACAAUGUUACGGGCAUGGUAGAAAUAUCUACUAUACCUGUUAAUAUCUUUUGUAAUGACCAUGAGGUCUAA
This is a messenger RNA of Cannabis sativa, 969 nucleotides long. RefSeq lists its product as uncharacterized. The transcript has a single exon. Gene Ontology annotation, molecular function: nucleic acid binding; RNA-DNA hybrid ribonuclease activity. NCBI's taxonomy places the organism in Eukaryota, Viridiplantae, Streptophyta, Magnoliopsida, Rosales, Cannabaceae. The record is from RefSeq and is a predicted model, not a curated record. The coding region runs from base 1 to 969 and encodes 322 amino acids.